UCAAACGCGAGCAUGCUUUUCCGCACUGUUUUCAUUCUCGCGCCGAUGUUCGGAUCAUUUUGUGGAAUUUAAACGGAAUUUGCUUCAGUAAAUUGGAAUUUGGAUCAUUUAAAACACUAAAAUUGUGCAAACCAAAUCCGGCACCAUGGACGACUACCUCGGUUCCGUGGCCCUGCCGAGCAUGAAGCAGCGCCAGAAAAAGUUGUGCCAGGUGAAGAUGAAAGCACGUGCGAACCCUGUUUACAAUGAUUCCACCAACUUUGGCGUGCGGAUGCUCGAAAAGCUGGGCUGGUCCGAGGGCAAGGGGCUGGGCAAGCGCGAGGACGGCAUGUCGGCGCCGAUUCUGCCCAAGCUGAAGCAGGACAGCGAGGGGUUCGGGUACGCCGGCGAAAAGGACGACCACUGGACGCAGCACGAUCAGGACUUUAACCAGCUGCUCAAGUCGUUGAAUGGCGGAGAGGAUGACGACGCGCAAGUGGGGGAGGAUGAGGUGGACCUGGCGAAGAUGAAGUCGCUGGAGGAAAAGUCGAAAAAUUCGCGCGCCCGGGUACAUUAUAAGAAGUUUACCCGGGGGAAGGAUCUGAGCCGGGCUAGCGAGAAGGACUUGGCGAACAUAUUCGGGAAGAAGUCGCUGGAGGAGGUCAAGAGUCAGAUUGUGGGCGGUGAGGUGGCGGAUGAGGUGGAGGUGGAGGAGGAAGCUGAACCCUCGGAGGAGAGGAACAUUUUGGGGUUGACGACGAUUAAGGCCGCCGUGUCGGUGCAGGACUACUUCAAGAUGAAGAUGCAGGAGAAGAUGGGGGUGAAGGUUGCGGCUGCCGUGGAAGAGCCGGAAAGGAAAAAGUCCAAAAAGUCGAAACGAAAGCAUGAAGAGGAAGUGCAACCGGAACCGGAACCAGAGCCUGAAGUUUUUCAAGAAGUCGAAGAGAUUCCCAAAAAGAAGAAGAAGCGUUCAAAGAAUGAAGAACCGGAAGUAGAGGUCGCACAGGAAGUUGAAAAAACUCCCAAAAAAAAGUCCAAAAAGGAAAAACAAAGGCAAAUUGAGGAGGAAGCUCAAGAAACUGUAGAAGAGCAGACCAGUUUAGAACAGUUGGAGGAACCUGUUGAGCGAAAGUCGAAGAAAAGUAAACGAAAGCCAUCCGACGACAGUGAGGAAGUUGUUGGCGAAGUCGUCGAAGAAGCAGCGACUUUAGAGCAAGUCGACGAGGCGCCAAAAAAGAAGUCGAAAAAGAAAAAGCGAAAACAGUCCCAGGAAGAUGAUCAGGACUGCCAACCCGUUGAGGAGGAAACCGCUCAGAUUCCCGACGAGGCCCCCACGGAAGGCAAAAAGAAAAAGAAGAAGAAACAGGACGAGCACGACGGUGACGACGACGACGACGAAGUGACGUGCCGCGUGAAGGUCAGUGUUUUAAAGCAACUGGACGAGCACUGCUUCGCCGGGUCUAACUUUGCGGAUAUUGUAGGCUACGGGCUAACGCAGGACGUGAAGCUGGUGCGGCGCGAGGGAAAGACGAAGCAAACGCUGGAGAAGCACCAGUUUGUACGGCAGAAGCAGACGUCGGCCCACCGGAAGCGGCAGAUGCUGAAGAAGGUGAGUGCGUUCAAAGGAAUUUGAACCGGUUGUGUGUCUUUGAGUUUAUUUUUUUUUUGUAAAAUUGCAAAUAAGAAGAAAAAAACAAGUUGAAUAAAUUAGGUAGCAAUAGUUUAA
Culex pipiens pallens (northern house mosquito) is the source of this 1705-nucleotide messenger RNA. Its product is annotated as PIN2/TERF1-interacting telomerase inhibitor 1. Bases 146 to 1612 code for a protein of 488 amino acids. The record is from RefSeq and is a predicted model, not a curated record. Gene Ontology annotation, biological process: regulation of ribosome biogenesis. Lineage: Eukaryota; Metazoa; Arthropoda; Insecta; Diptera; Culicidae. The transcript is spliced from 2 exons. Gene Ontology annotation, molecular function: nucleic acid binding; telomerase inhibitor activity. Gene Ontology annotation, cellular component: nucleolus.